Messenger RNA from Alosa alosa (allis shad), 6248 nucleotides. RefSeq names its product mastermind-like transcriptional coactivator 1 (gene maml1). Gene Ontology annotation, biological process: Notch signaling pathway; positive regulation of transcription of Notch receptor target. The transcript is spliced from 6 exons. The record is from RefSeq and is a predicted model, not a curated record. NCBI's taxonomy places the organism in Eukaryota, Metazoa, Chordata, Actinopteri, Clupeiformes, Clupeidae. Gene Ontology annotation, cellular component: nuclear speck; nucleoplasm. The coding region runs from base 1387 to 4581 and encodes 1064 amino acids. Gene Ontology annotation, molecular function: transcription coactivator activity.
UCAAGAUGGCGACGAAGAACUGCCUGUACACUGGAAAACAAUAGAAAUAGCACAGUAGGGCAGAGUUUGAUUGUUUUGUUGUCUUGUUUUCUUUUUCAUCCGCAGUCUCAAAAGGAACGAGGAUCGGUCAGUGUUUUCUGUGGGAUGUACUACUAAUAAGAUAACAUUUGGGCAAAAGUGAAUGUAUCAUGCUUUGUUACCAAGCUAGUUAGCUAGCUAGCAAGCUGGCUACAUCCGUAGCGUGUGUAGCACUGCUAUCUAACUAGCUUUUCGUUCAGAGAGGGCUAGAGAAUCAGCUGUUAGCCAAAGAGCUACUUUUAAGAGUUUCAAAAGUUAGCUGGCUGAAGUUCUUCUGUGUUUAAAAUGGCUGGGUGUAUGUACUGUAGAAGGCGGUUGUAUUGAACUCCGAGGACACAGCGGAUUUUUUUUUUUUCAUUUUGUUGAGUGAGUGCAUAAGUAUCCACCGAGUCUUUAAAAUAUCUUACUGACUAUUGCCAGAUCAAACUUCUGAGCUAGGGACUCCGAAGAGUUUUCUUUUGGCAGUUAGCAGCUUGCUAACUAACAAAGCUCGUCUUGUUGUCGGUUUAACUUUUUAGUUUAUGCACAGGUGUUUUCUACACUUGCGUAUUCGUACUAACAUGUUUUAAUACCUUCUUUACUCGAGUUUGUUCUUGGGCAGUUUCGUCAGCAAAUUCGGUGGGUGAAAGUUGGAAGUCAGGGUGCUUCUGAGCUCUUGGUUUAGGAUUGCGAACAGCUCUAUGUUUAGGAGACCAAUGUUGCUGUUUUACCUUUAGCAGUUUGUUUGUGACGAGGUUCAACACUACUUACAUUAUCUAAUAGGUGGAUUUGUUUAAAUUGAUUCAUGAUGCACUGUAAAGUUGACUAACACCUCCGUCUUCGACUGUGAAUUUGAUUUCACUGUUGAUCGGUGGUGAAGUGCUAUGAUUUAUAAUAAGUUAUUGGUGAACGGGGUACUUCAAAGACUGCGAUUGAGCGCUUAAGAGUUUGUAAUUUAAGUAGUUGGCAGUUUGUAGAAGGGAGGUGUAGAGUAUUUACUGGCAAGACACUGCGAGAGUAUUUGUACCUAUAGUUCUCGAAAAGUUAACGUUACACGCUUAUGUAGUAAGGUAUUUAAUUAUGGGAACAUGUAACCUGUGUUGCCAGGAAAAGGCACUCGGUUAGAGUGCAGUUUCUUUUAAAAUCGCAUUUUAUACAGAGUACAAAGGACUCGCAGUGAAAGCGACAAAAAUGGUGGCAGUCGUGUGUGUUUUGUAAAAGGCAGGGGGUAGAGACACCCACUCAGUGAAGAAGCACAUUCCGCAUUAAAAGUUGCUUGUAUCCGGAGCACCGAAAUCCAAGCCCCGGCGAUUAAUAACACGAUCAUUGAUGAUGGCGGAUUUUGUCAUGCCGCGGCAUAGCGCGGUAAUGGAACGUUUACGCCGUCGAAUCGAACUCUUCCGACGGCACCACACCAGCUGCGAGAACCGCUACGACAACACGGCCAUGGAGCGGCUGGAAAUGGAAAGGCAGCAGACCCUUGCGCUGCAUCAACGGUGCCUGCAGACCAAGGCCAAACGGUCGAGUAAGCACAGACAGCCGCAGCCGACAUCCGAUCAAACGACUCCAAGAAGCUCCGGAACCGGAGGAGGCAACGCGGAGCUUGUCGACAGCGGGACGCCUGGAGAGCCAAGCAGAAACAGCACUUUAAUUGCGCUCCAGGAGACGGUGAAGAGGAAGCUGGAGAAUGCCGGUUCUCCGCUGGGCCGAGAUCCCAUCAACGGCUUCGGCGACGGCAGCGGCUACCCGCCCUCCAAGAAGUCCUGCAUGGAGGACGUGCUGAGCGGCCUCAACGGAGGCUCCAACGGCGCCAUGUCGCCUCUGGACAGUAAGCACGGCAUCAGCGUUGACGCCCUCGGCCACAACGGGACGCACGGCGGGGGCGUGGAGCAGAACGGCACGGGGUUGGGCGGGGAUGGCGUCGGGGGGCGGGGCUCGGAGCAGGACAUGCGUCUGCUGAAGGAGCUGAAGCAGGAACCCAUGGACGAACUCCUGCCCACGCCGGGAGGCACCGGCGGCAACAACAGCCUGUUCCCCGACCUCAACCUCAACGAGCAGGAGUGGUCCGAGCUGAUGGAGGAGUUCAAUCGCUCGGUGGACUACGAGGACAUAAAGGAUAUCUUUAACGACGCCCUCGAGAACGGCAAGGACCCCGAGCUGCCCCCUACCGGACCCCGGCAAACCUCAUCCCAGCAGCAACAACAACAACAGCAGCAGCAACAACAACAGCAGCAGCAGUCCAACCUGCUACCACCAGACCUGGCCAACAUCAAGACCGAGUUUCCCUCGGUGGGCUCCUCCUUUGACCACGAGCCGCGCACCUCCUCUCCCCACAUGAGGCCCACUCCCUCCGGGCCGAGCCUGCACACCAGCUCCCCCAUCGCUGGAGCCUCCGGCGCCUCCGCCGCUUCCUCCCCGGCCCUACCGGGGCCUCCGCAGCAGCAGCAGCAGCAGCAGCAGUCCCAGGCUCAGGUGCCGUCGCAAGGCCAGCCGCCUCGUCAGCUCCAGCCCAACCACCUGAUGCCGGGGCCCCCCAAGGAUCUGUCCCCAGCCCAGCAGCUCCAGCAGCUGGCUGCCCGUGAGCAACAGAGGGCCCAGAUGAUCCAGAGUCAACAGCAGCAGCAGCAGCAACAGCAGCAACAACAACAACAACAACAAGCACCCAAGUUCCACGCGCCCCCCAACCACCCCUCGUCCUGGCCCCCUCAGGCGGCGCCCCCAACCCAGAGCCCGCUGGGGGGCUCCGUGUACGGGCUAGAGAAGCCCACCAGCCCCUCCCUGUACCCGCAGGACUUCCCCAACCCCAAGGCCAAAGCGGUGCCAAGCGCUGGGGGUUACAUGCAGCCUGGCGGGCACCCCGGCUUGAUGGGCCACCCGCCUCCUGGGCCUAUGGGGCACCCCCAGGGUGGGCCGGGAGGACCUCAGUCGGCCAUGCCGGACUACAACAACACCAAACCCCUCACCCACUUCGAGGCCGGGGCCCCAGUACCACCCCAGGGGCCCAAUCGCAAGCAGGUUCUGCUCUCCAUGAUGCGACAGCAGCAGCAGCAGCAGCAACAACAGCAGCAAGCCAUGAAGCAGAAGGCAGGGCACCCCUUCAGACCAACACAUAUGCCGCAUCCACAGGACCAGGGAUCCUACCCGUCGGCGCCUCACGUCCCCGGCCCCGGUAAUGCCAUGGCCAACCAGCAGGGGGGGAACCCCAUGGCCGGUAACCACGGCAACGCGGCGUACCUGAGCGGCCAGGCAGCCCAGGCCCAGGCCCAAGCCCAGGCCCUCAAGCAGCAGCAGCAGCAGCAGAUGCAGUUGAUGGAGCAGCAGUACCUCAGGCAGCAGCAGCAGAGGCAACAGCAGCUGAUUGCUGGAGAGCAGGAGAAACAGCAGCAGCUCCAGAGGCACUUGACCCGCCCGCCUCCUCAGUACCAGGACCAACAGAAUCAGCCGGCCAAUCAGAACCCAUUCCAGCAGCAGACGCAGGUGUCCCAAUUUCCAGGUUCGUCUCAACCAAUGGGUAACGUGAACCCCCUGGGAGGCCCCGCCCCCGGCUCCCAGCGCAUGUUCCCCCAGAACCAGGCCAUGAUGGGGAUGGCUGGCGUGGGUCAGGGGGGUCCUGGUCCCGCUCCGGGAGCCCCACCGGCCGCCAGCCAGGCCGACCUGAGCCUGUCGUCAUGUGGCGGCGGCAGCAGCAUGGACGUGCUCUACGCCAACAUGCCCAUGCACCCAUCGCAGCACCCGGCCCAGCAGAGGCCCGGUGUGGGCGUGGGGGGCAUGCCGGGUCCGUUCCGCCAGAAUCUUCUGGCCCAGCAGCAGCAGCAGCUCCUCAAGAGCCAGCCCAACGCCGCCCUGCUUAAGCAGCAGCAGCAGCAGAUGCAGGCACGGCUGCCUAGCAACAUGGCCAACCCCAUGGCCAGCAGCAUGAACGCCGCCAUGCCCGGCAGCAUGCAGGGCGGCAUGCCCACGCAGACGCAGUCCUGGCAGCAGCAGCAGCAGCAGCAACAGCAGGCGGGCAUGCAGCAGGGCAUGGGUGCCCAGGCCUCGUCCAGCAACGGAGGCAUGCCCGCAGGCUUCCCCAACCAGGGCUUCCACAUGCAGCCGCGCAUGCCGAAGAUGCCCACCAACGGCCCUUUCGGGCAGCCUGGCAUGGGCGGCAGGCCCAUGGCGGGCAUGAACCCGGGACAGAUGAUGCCCGGCAUGCCCCAGCAAAGGACCAACAACCCCUCACUGGGGCAGCAGCCGGGGCAAGCGCAGCCUCCACCUCAGGCCCAGCUGCCUGACCUGUCGGCCUUCGGGCAGCCGCAGCCUGGCGGCGUGCCCAACCGCACAGCCGGCAUGCCCUGCGGCCAGGGCUACCAGGUCAAUAGGACGUCUGGCCAGCAGCUGCCAUUUGGCUACAACCCGGCCCAGUCAGGCGCCAACCUGCCCAGCUUCCCAGGUGAGAGCGACCUGGUGGACUCACUGCUGAAGGGGCAGGCCACGCAGGAGUGGAUGGACGACUUGGACGAGCUGCUGGCCAGUCACCCGUGAAGUAGCCAGGGGCAGAGGCUGAAGGGGGGGGGGGGUUGUCCUAUUAUAACUGCCUCUGAAAGGGGGCCAGCUCUGCGGACAGUCAGUGACUGCCCAGCGUGAACACCCAUCCCAUUUUUACACGCAAUCUGCUCUCCGUGAAAUUAUCUACGUGCUUCUGAGAUUGGACUCUUAAUCUGCCUGAGAAACCCCCUCGAUGGACUGCCUUCAGCUAAAGCAUUUGCGUAUGUGUGCGUGCACCUGUGUGUCUGUAUUUGUAUAUGUGUGAGCGUAUGUAUAUACCAGGUGUAUAUAACAAAGAGUUUGAAGGGAUUAUAGGGCCCAAGGCCUGAAAACAGUAACUAUUCCCGAGCCAGGGGAAGAAAAAAAAAAAGAUACACAUUUUUAAAAUGAAAGAAACACUACUACUGAACCUGUGGCUCAGUACUAAACCACUGAAUCCCAGCACAACACAAAGGGUUAAACAGCCUGUAAGCAGCCUCGCAUAUUGUACUGGAAGUCCCAUAUCACAGUUGCCUCCUUGACGGUUCUCGUGCAGUUGAAUGGUUGGUUAGAGUUCUGUAUUUCGUUGCCUUCUUUCCUCUCUGAUUUUGGAGUCGGUGCCUAGGAGCUUCAUCAUGGCUGCAGCCAGAGUGCCUGUACUGCCUCGUUAGCAAGUGCUAACUAAUGUAAACACCACAUGCCUGCAGUCGCAUUGAUUUGUGAUUUUUUUUUUUUUUUUUUUUUUUUUUUUUUUUUUUGUUGUUUUUUUUCUCUGAGGGUUUUUCUAUCUGUUGGUAAAUAAACUUGUCACAGGAACUGCUCUCAUGAUUUCCCUCAGCUGAUGUCUCUCCCGUGAAGGAGAGUCGUCCCCCCAUGACAUCCCAAACUGGGUCACCUUGUUGGCACACCCUGUUGGUGUUGUGUGUUGGCACACCUGUUGGUGUUGUGUGUUUGCAUAUAGGUGUUGUGUUGCGCAGAUGCUGUUUGACUCGGCUGGUUUUCAUUCUGGUUCCAUUAUUUUCCAAAAGAAUAUGUCUUGUUUCCUUCUACUCUGUCUUGUCACGCUGUCUUGAUGCUGUUCCAUGCACUCAAUUCUGUAGGGUGGUUUCUGUUCGUUGCUGUUUAAGGGAGGUAGGGUUCACGUUGAAAACACUAAAACACUCAAAGCUAUUUCGGAUGAGGCGCGUACACGCACACACACACACACACACACACAUACAUACACACACACACACACACACUUUCACUUACCUUCACUUACUUUAGUCAGACACACAUACACACUUUAGUCACACAUGUUGCGCAUACACUAAGUCAUGUUGGUUUGUCUAUCUCUGCCGAAUAUUUGACUGAAUUAUGGAAUGUGACUUAAUGCUAAAACUACUCAAUGAGUUUUUUUUUACACCCAAAAUGUUUUUUUUUGUUUUGUUUUUUUUUUUGCAGGAAAGAUACUUGUGAUCUUCCAGAGUCAAGGCCUUAGUGCUGUAGUUGAAGAUAUCCUGGUUGUCAGGAUGUCCAUGUAUAUUUAUAUAUAUAAAAAUAUUUUUUGUAUGUAUGAAUUUUAUUGUUCAGGAGAUGGAUCUUAUUUUUUUAUGUACAUUGAUGCCAAUUUUGUAAGUGUUUUAUACUUUUAUUAUGGUUCUCUGUAAAAGAGUAUUAUGUAAAUAUAGUUCACUAGAAAAGAA